CCGAAUGACCGCUUGGCAUAUAUCCAUAUGACUGAGUGAGUGACUAUAUUCGCUCACCUGGUCAUCCCUCCAACGACGCGUUUCCUUCUUCCUCAGGUGCUUUCUUCUUUACCCUAAAACAUCACUCAUGCAACCAACAAUAACAAUCUCCAACUUCACUCCUCUAUAUUAAUAUAUUCAUUUAAUUAUUAUCCUCCACUUCACACAUCCAUUUCCCCCAACCAAAAACCCUAAUUCCAGUUGCGAUCUGUAACCUCUACCUUCACUAACCCCAAAUUUCAUCAUCCUCAAUCCAGACCUACAAUUCAUUGCAAUUUUAUUGAUUCGGAACCAUUAGAACAGUACGAUUAGGUUUUCUAGGGUUUUAGUUGAUCGCGUGUGUUGGAAUUUGAGAUCUGGAUGAUAGUUUGAGUUUGUAAGGUGAUUAAAGCAUUGAUUUGAGGAGAUAUGGAUGUGGAUUAUGGCGGUGAAGCGGGCUGUCUUGACCCGGAGCUGUUGCAGCUGAAUGAAGUGUCUCCGUUGGCGAUUAAAUCGAAUCCGUAUGUUGCUGAGAAGCUGUUUGAGCAGUGGCUUUCGCUUCCGGAAACUACUCCUUUGGUUAAAUCUUUGAUUAACAAUGCUAAAGCGGGCGUUCCAUUGAAUGUGUCUGGAGCAACUAACAGCCCAAAGGCGACAUCUGGCAAUGCAAUACCUUCCAUGUUCCCAGCUGGCAGUGCACCUCCACUCUCACCAAGAAGUUCAUCUGGUUCUCCUCGUAUUUCAAAACAGAGGGCGGGCCCGUCGGUUUUAGCUUCUCCUUUGAGAUUGGUUAGCGAGCCAGCAAAAGAGUUAAUACCACAGUUCUACUUUCAAAAUGGUCGUCCACCACCAAACGAAAUUAAAGAACGAUGUUUGUUUCGAAUUAAUCAGUUUUUCUAUGGUCACCCGGAAGGACUACAAUUGCUUGAAUUCAAGCCAGUUACAAAGGAAAUUUGCAAGCUGCCAUCAUUUUUCUCUACCGCUCUUUUCAAAAGGAUCGAUGUUAAUGGCACUGGCGUUGUGACCAGGGAAGCAUUUGUUGACUAUUGGGUCCACAACAACAUGCUUACGAAAGACGUAGCUACCCAGAUAUUUACAAUAUUGAAGCAGCCUGAUCUGAGAUAUCUAACUCAUGAGGACUUCAAACCCAUACUUCGUGAACUUUUGGCAACUCAUCCAGGUCUCGAGUUCUUACAAAGCACACCCGAAUUUCAAGAGAGAUACGCUGAAACGGUAAUAUACAGAAUAUUUUACUACAUGAAUAGAGCCGGUAAUGGUCGUCUAACCCUCAGGGAGCUAAAACGUGGAAAUUUAAUUGCUGCAAUGAUGCAUGCAGACGAAGAAGAGGAUAUAAACAAAGUUUUGAGAUAUUUCUCGUAUGAGCACUUCUAUGUGAUAUAUUGCAAAUUCUGGGAGCUGGACACGGAUCACGAUUUCUUGAUUGAUAAAGAGAACCUUAUACGAUAUGGAAACCAUGCGUUGACCUACAGGAUUGUUGAUAGAAUAUUUUCACAGGUUCCAAGAAAGUUCACUAGUAAGGUUGAAGGGAAAAUGGGAUAUGAAGAUUUUGUUUACUUUAUUUUGUCUGAAGAGGAUAAGUCAUCUGAGCCAAGCCUCGAGUACUGGUUUAAGUGCAUAGAUUUGGAUGGAAACGGGGUGCUGACAAAAAACGAGAUGCAAUUCUUCUAUGAAGAGCAGCUGCAUCGCAUGGAAUGCAUGGCUCAAGAGCCUGUUAUUUUUGAGGACAUAUUAUGUCAGAUAGUUGACAUGGUUGGACCAAAGGAUGAGGGGUAUUUCACUCUCCGUGAGUUGAAAGGAAGCAAACUUUCUGGAAGUGUUUUCAAUAUCUUGUUUAACCUUAACAAGUUCAUGGCCUAUGAAAGUCGUGACCCCUUCCUUAUUCGUCAGGAACGCGAAAACCCGACAUUGACUGAAUGGGACCGGUUUGCACAUAGGGAAUACAUUAGGCUUUCAAUGGAGGAAGAUGCUGAAGAUGCAUCCAAUGGUAGUGCAGAUGUAUGGGAUGAAUCUCUUGAAGCCCCCUUCUAGUUACUAAUUGAGACGAGGUCAAACAUUCUUUGUGGGGGCGCACAAUAGAAGGCUUGCAAAGCUUUUCAACGAGUCACCGAGUAUGAUCAAAGCCGAAAGGGUUAACCUCCACAAGAUGAUUCUGCUUUUAACAACCACCAAAAAGUUUGAGUUUUUCAGCAGUGAAAAGGGGUUUUCAGUUUCCAAGUUGCAUAAGAUCAAGAUUCUCAGGUGAUUUAGUUAUAAAGCAUGUUAGUGUUCUUGAGAAACUGCUUUCACUUCUUCCCGAAAAAUUUGUUAUGUUGAUAACAUUUUCUAAAUGGCAUAGGCUGGUGAAGUUACUAGUUGUGAUUCAACUUUGUGUCUUUGAUGUAGUUUUGAUUUUGAUUUUGAUUUUGAUUCCUCCUGGACAUAUUUGUUUCGAUGUCGAUUUAGAUUUUUGUAUGUAAUAGAAUGACACUAUUCUGCAAGUUUUUUUUUCUUUCAAAUUUUUUGUAGCUUGGUGACAGGAAUGACACUAUUCUGCAAGUUUUUUUUU
This is a messenger RNA of Helianthus annuus (common sunflower), 2584 nucleotides long. RefSeq names its product serine/threonine protein phosphatase 2A regulatory subunit B''beta. The record is from RefSeq and is a predicted model, not a curated record. Lineage: Eukaryota; Viridiplantae; Streptophyta; Magnoliopsida; Asterales; Asteraceae. The transcript has 13 exons. Bases 448 to 2067 code for a protein of 539 amino acids. Gene Ontology annotation, biological process: protein dephosphorylation. Gene Ontology annotation, cellular component: protein phosphatase type 2A complex. Gene Ontology annotation, molecular function: protein phosphatase regulator activity; calcium ion binding.